Molecule: messenger RNA, 670 nt
Organism: Podospora pseudocomata
Lineage: Eukaryota; Fungi; Ascomycota; Sordariomycetes; Sordariales; Podosporaceae
Gene: FAP7
Product: factor activating pos9
Exons: 2
Coding region: 1-528 (175 amino acids)
Cellular component (GO): cytoplasm; nucleus
Molecular function (GO): ATP binding; AMP kinase activity; ATP hydrolysis activity
Source: RefSeq, a predicted model, not a curated record
AUGAAAAGAACCCUCCCAAACAUAGUCCUAACCGGCACCCCAGGCACAGGCAAAACAACCCACGCCUCCCUCCUAGCCGAGCGCACCCCCCUCCGGCACCUCUCCAUCAACGACGUCGUAAAAGACAAGGGCUGCCACGAGGGCUUCGACGAAGAAUACCAGUCCUGGAUCGUAGACGAGGACAAGCUCCUCGACGCGAUCGAGGAGCAGGUCAAGGAAGGGGGGUGGAUCAUCGACUGGCAUGCCUGCGACCUCUUCCCCAAGAGCUGGGUUGACUUGGUGGUUGUGUUGCGCGCCGGGACGGAGGUGUUGUUUGAUCGGUUGAGUAAACGAAACUACCCCGACCACAAACUCCAAGAAAACCUCGACAGCGAAAUCAUGGACGUCCUCCUCCAAGAAGCCCGCGACAGCUACGACGAGGAGAUCGUCGUCGAGCUCCAGUCCGGCGACGCCGACGAGCUAGAGGCAAAUGUCGAGAGGAUUGAGGCUUGGCUGGAGCAGUGGAAGAAGGAUAAUAACCAAACCUAACUUGUCUUUUCCUUAUCAAAAUUGGAGUUGGGAUGGCAUGGGGAAAUUUGAUGGGUCACAUUUUUCACAUGACGAUUGGUUUUCAGUACCUUAGCUAAGGAAAGUAAGAUUUUCAAAACCAUGAGACACACAUUCUCCCUGA